GUGGAGCUCCAGGGGCUCGAGCCACGGGCCGGCCACGCGCGAGCACGAGCUCGUCAGCAGAAAUCGGAUGGAGGGAGGAGGAGGAGGAGGAGGAGCUUCACCGUGGAGGUUAAAACCCAGAGCCCCCGCAGAGUGACCCACGCUGACACUCUGUGGGACAGCUCUGCACAGGGAAACCUCAGCACAUCGUGUGUACAGAGAGAGAGACCGGAGAUCCUCGGAGAAAAGAAACUUAUCAUCUGACAAACUUUCUGAGGAGGUCCCGGGACACAGCAGCACGGAGUACUAUGAUGAUUAAGCCAUACAUGAGACAAGGCGAGGGAGAGGAGGUCAUCAGCCCUCUGCAGUGGAUGGAUGGAGAUGUGAGCUCACCUGAUGGAGACGCGUCUGUGUCAUCGCAGCACUACAGAGUGGGUGGAGCGAACAAACAGGCCCGCGAGAUGGGGAGCGAGGAUGCAGAGGAAGAUGAGGAGGAUGAAGAGGAGGGACAGGAGGACGAAAGUGAGUCCAAACGACGAGGACCAAAGAAAAAGCGGAUGACCAAGGCCCGCCUGGAGCGAUUCCGCGCGAGGCGUGUGAAGGCCAAUGCUAGGGAGCGUUCACGUAUGCAUGGGCUGAACGAUGCGUUGGAGAACCUGCGCAGCAUCAUGCCCUGUCACUCCAAAACACAGAAACUGUCCAAGAUUGAGACGUUACGGCUGGCCCGCAACUACAUCUGCGCCCUGUCCGAAGCCCUGGAAGGGGGUCUUUCCACAGAAAGCAGGGCUUUCAUGGAGACUCUGUGUAAGGGCCUCUCACAGCCCACCACUAACUUGGUGGCCGGCUGCCUGCAGCUGGGACCGGCUCCUGGCAGUGGGAUGAGGCCUGAGGACAGACACAGAGCUCGGGCAGCACCUACUCCUCUCGGUGGCAUGGUGAGCUACUCCUCCCCGGGCCUGCCGAGUCCGCCAUAUGGCACUUUUGACUCUGCUCACCUGCUUCACCUGAGGGCGAUGAAAGGGGGAGUCUAUGAGAAUCAUUCGCCGAAUGAGUAUAAUGCCGGCGGUGUGGGGACGCCUCCAUACGACGGUCCCCCUACACCUCCUCUGAGCAUCAGCAGCAACCUGGUGCCCAAACAGGAGCCUUCACCCCACUACGCACCCCCACACCACUAUUCCCCCUCUUCUGUGGACCAGGAGCUGUAUCAGACACAGAGCAGCUAUGAUGUACACUUAGAAGGGCAGUAUGACUCCUACCGUCCACUGCACAUGCCCCCCCGACAGAUAACCUCCGUCUACAGAGACUGAGAUGAGUCACGAGUGUCGAUCCUGCUUCAGCCAUCAAUACAGGCUGACUGAUCGUCUUCGCUUUGCUUUUGCUUUGAACUGACCCUGAUGUCUCUUGGACUUCAAGAUUGAAGGAUGAGUCGUUCAGUAGACAGUCUGCUUGUAGAGGAACUGUAGAAUAAUAAUGUUUGUUUGGUUUUGUUUACAUGUGAUGUGGUGUACCUAGACUAGUACUCCGGAAUUUUGUUAAAAUUAUAAAGUACUUGUCUUAGACCAAUAUAUUUUCUUUAAAAAAAGAUUACCAAAUGAUUCAGCAACAGGAAAUGAUGUUGCUUUGGCCAUUUUCAUGUUACUGUGAUACAAGCACUUCUAAUUUAGCUUUGGUUGCAUUGGAUAUUCUACAUAAUUUAAAAGUAUUUUUAUUUAUUCUCUAAUUUAAUACAGUGUAUAUGGACUUUGUUCUGAUGUGCAGGUGUGUGACUGGCUUUCCUUUUGUAUAUAUUUGUGGUCAAUGCUUUGCUUUCUUCUACUUAGACCGUCAGUUUAUCUCUUACGUUUCUUUUGUGUCCACGUUUUUUUGUUGUUUAUUACAGUUUGUACUUAAAACAUAUUCAGACAUGAUUUCCCAGCAAAUGUAGCUGAUCUUCGGGAGGUUUUGGCUACACUUAAGACCCACUUUAAACCUGGAUCAAAACUGAAGGGAAACGAUGGAGUGAGGGAUCAAGGUUCAGAGGAAAAAAGGUCACUCUCAGGUUAACAGCAUGAAAACGAUCUCAUUUCCAACACAUUUUUUAUUGGAUAUCUUGCAAUUUUCCGUAUUCUUUAA
Scatophagus argus is the source of this 2091-nucleotide messenger RNA. Its product is annotated as neurogenic differentiation factor 4-like. The record is from RefSeq and is a predicted model, not a curated record. The transcript is spliced from 2 exons. Lineage: Eukaryota; Metazoa; Chordata; Actinopteri; Scatophagidae. Gene Ontology annotation, molecular function: protein dimerization activity. The coding region runs from base 288 to 1286 and encodes 332 amino acids.